This is a messenger RNA of Anopheles arabiensis, 2176 nucleotides long. It is a transcript of the gene Bulli, whose product is annotated as regulator of MON1-CCZ1 complex. Bases 45 to 1994 code for a protein of 649 amino acids. NCBI's taxonomy places the organism in Eukaryota, Metazoa, Arthropoda, Insecta, Diptera, Culicidae. Gene Ontology annotation, cellular component: lysosomal membrane; late endosome membrane; Mon1-Ccz1 complex. The transcript is spliced from 5 exons. Gene Ontology annotation, biological process: regulation of autophagy. The record is from RefSeq and is a predicted model, not a curated record.
CUUGUCAACAAAUGGGAGUUUGUUAUGAUUCAGAUUCAGAUUAGAUGAGUCGUGGCUUGUUAAAUAUGGGCACCGAACUGCAGCACUACUAUCUGGAGCUUUCCCCCGAUCCAAUUCGCUUCGAUGGCACGGGUCUGUUGACGAACGUGUUUUUCGACGAUGCCAAACAACAGGUUAUCGCCGUACGUUCCGGUGGGGCGACGGGAAUCGUAGUGAAGGGUGCGCGAGAUGGGGAGAAUUUCGUGUUCUGCAUGGACCUACACUCGGCCGACGCACCCGAUGCGCAGAUCCGCUCGAUAAAGUUCUCCAUCGACAAUCAGGUGCUGGCCGUGCAGCGCAGUGAAACGUCGGUGGAGUUCAUCAGCUUUCUGCCGAACCAUCGGCCCAACCUGCAGGAGAUGCUGCUGUACAAAGGCAAAAGCAUGAUCAACGGGUUCGUGUGGGUGCAGGAGCGGCAGGUCGCCCUGUUCACCAACGUCGGCGUGGAGAUACUGAUGGUGAACUUCGAGAAGCGAUCGCUCAAAUCGCUCAAAUCGCUAAACAUCACGAUGAACUGGUUCAGCUACUGUCCGAGCUCGAAGUUUGCGCUGCUCUCCUCGAACCUUGGAACGAUUCUGACGCCGAUCAUUUUGAAGCCCUCCACGAUCACCAAGCUACCCAGGCUGGAGUUGGGCAUCGAUCAGGGCUGCAUGGGCAAGGAUGUGACGCUCGCUCAGCUGUACGGCACGAACGCAAUACUGAUACUACGCCAGCCACCGAACCGCCCGUUCGAGGUGGUAAUCUAUCUGCUGAACGGUCCGGGACUGGCACCGAAAAAGUCCCACAUUCUCAAGCUGGGCCAAAGCGGCCGGUUCGCCAUGAACGUGGUCGACGAUGUGGUGAUCGUGCAUCAUCAGGCGACGGCCAGCUCGAUGCUGUUCGACAUUGCGCUUAGCAGCAGUGAAACGGAACACGGCACGGGGGCCACCAUUCACUCGCCGAUCAUACCGGCAAAACCGAUCCGACCGUUUCAGCUCGAAGUACCGAGCAUUUCGCUGGACGGGAAAACGAUGAACUGUGAAUUGUAUACGAAAGAUUGGGUGCUCUUUCAGCCAAACAUUGUGAUCGACUCGAAGCUGGGCUGCCUGUGGUUCGUUCAGCUGAAGCUGAGUGCUCUCUGCGCACUCAUCACGGACCGCUUGCGCUUGGUGGAGUUCCUGCUACAGCGAAGUGAGGGCAAAACCGUCAUCCUUACGGUGCUAAAGGACAUGAUGAGCACAACGUACAGUGGCACGAUGCUGCCCGUGAUCGAGAGCAUCUUCAACAAGCUGAACGUGCUGUACAAAAGCGUACUGGACAGUGAGCUGCAGAGCCAGAUGGCACUGAUGUCGCUGGCCAAAUCGCCGAUGAAAGUCCCCACUCCGCCGAGGGUGCUGAUCGAUCAGGCCGACAUGUACACGAUCGUGUUCUCCACCAUCAUCGACGCACCGCAGAUGGGAAAGAUUCUGCUGCUCUACCUAAACUCGCUAGCCCGCAAUGGAAUCAACGCGAAUCACGAGCUAAGCAAGGCGCUACUGAUCGACCUAGUCAGUCACAAGCAGUUCGACACGUUACAAUUUCUGUUGAAAUAUUCAGCACUGAACGAAUCGAAAGCUUUGGCCUGCUUCUUGCUGUCGCUGUCGAACGUCGACUAUCCGGUCAUAUCGCAGAUGGCACUCGACAUGCUGGCACGGUUGAAUGCGAACGAGAUCAUCCUGGAGGUGCUGCUGGAGCGGGGGCAGGUGAUCGAUGCGUUGCGAUUGGCCAAACAGAUGCCCGGGGCGGACUCGUUGCCGGCGAGAAAGUACCUCGAGGCGGCAUACAAAACCGGCGAUCCGUUGAUCUUUCACUCGGUGUACAACUUUUUCCAGAUGAAGAACGUACGGCUGCGCGGGUGUCCUGACUUUUUGAAGCAUGAACAAUGUGGCGAAUAUGUGCAAUAUUAUCAAAGUUUAAUCGCAAACCAAUGCUUGUAGAGGCAAAAGAUGGGAAACGGGAAGGAAGAAUGUAAAACUGUACUGUCUGUAUGCAUAGCAUUCCAUGGUGUGAUCCUGUAACCAUGGUUACGGAGAUCAUCAAUGUUACACCAGUACACGGGUCGAGUCAGUUAGCGUUAGUAAGAGCUCGAUAAAAGUAAUAUAUAUUUAUUCGUACAUAA